AUGGCGAUGUUCAAUCAGCAAGUUGGACUACAAGGUCUGCUGAAAGAUGGCGGUAAACACUUCUCCGGCGUGGACGAGGCCUUGUUGAAGAACAUCGAGGCCUGUAAGAACCUGGCGCAGAUCACCAAGAGUUCCUUAGGCCCAUAUGGCAUGAACAAGCUCAUUGUGAACCACUUGGGUCGGCACUUCGUCACCAGCGACACCAACACCAUCGUGACAGAGCUUGAGGUGAUGCAUCCAGCAGCCAAGCUCAUCGUGAUGGCCGCCAAGUCCCAGGAGCAGGAGUCGGGCGAUGGCACCAACUUGUGUGUCUCCUUCGGCGGAGAGCUCCUGCUGCGGGCGGAGGAGCUGCUCAAGGAAGGCAUCCAUGCCAAUGACGUCUACAAGGGCUACGAGCUUGCGAGAGACAAGGCGCUGGAAUGCCUGAACGCCCAAGUCGCUUGGUCCUGUGAGGACUUAAAAAGCGUGGAGCAGCUCACGAAGUGCGUGAAGACGGCCAUCUCUUCGAAGCAGUUGGGCUGUGAGGGUCCAUUGGCGAAGCUGGUGGCAGAGGCCUGUGUGCAAGUGAUGCCUCCCACGCCGAGCAAAUUCGAUGUGGACAACGUGAGGGUCACGAAGGUUCAGGGUGGAAACUUGAACUCUUCCUUCGUGGUGGAGGGCAUGGCCAUCGCUCGACGAAGCAGUGGCGUGGAGAACUGCAAGGAGAAGGCCAAGGUGGCCAUUUAUGCGGAAGCCUUGGAGCUCGGGAGUACGGAGACGAAGGGCACCGUCCUCCUUGAGAGUGCGGAGCAGCUCAUGAACUUUAGCAAGGGCGAGGAGCAAAAGAUGGAGGAGAUGAUCAGGGCCAUCAAGGAGGUGGGCGUGGAUGUGGUCAUCUCCGGAGGGACCAUCUCGGACAUGGCCUUGCAUUUCUUGAACAAGUACAAGAUCUUUGCCUUGAAGAUCAAUUCCAAAUUCGAGCUGCGCCGCGUCUGCCGCACCGUGGGAGCCACCUCCAUCGUCCGCUCGGGGCCGCCGCUGCCCGAAGAGUGUGGCUAUGUGGAGUCCAUCAAGGUGGAGGAGAUCUCAUCCGAGCCCUUCACCAUCAUCAAGACGCGGGACUCCAAGAUCUCCACCGUCGUGCUCCGCUCCGCUUCGCCCAAUGUCCUGGAUGAGCUGGAGCGGGCCAUCGACAAUGCGGUGAAUGUGGUGAGAUGUACCGCUCGGGAUCCGCGCUUCGUCGCGGGAGCUGGAGCCACGGAGAUCGAGCUGGCGCACCAGCUGCAGCAGUUCGGCGCGACGGUCCCGGGUUUGGAUCAGUAUGCCGUGCUGAAGUUCGCCGAGGCACUGGAAGUGGUGCCCAAGAUUUUGGCCGAGAACGCGGGGCACAGCCACGUGGACGCCAUCACGGCGCUCUACGCCGCGCAUCAGAAGGGCGAGACCGCUGCGGGGAUCGACGUGGAUGCGGGGCCAGUGUGUAACGCACUGGAGAAGGGCAUCCUGGAUCACAUGGAGACCAAACGCUGGGCGAUCCGAUUCACCUUGGAUGCUGUGCUCACCGUUUUGAAGGUGGAUCAAAUCAUCAUGGCCAAGCAGGCUGGUGGCCCCAAAGGCGGCGGCGACGGCAACCGCGACGAUGAUUGAGCGAGCUGCUGUGGGGUGACCAGCCGUCCCUCCGCGCCCCGGGCGAAAGGUGGAAGUUGAGCAGAUGGCUUUCCACCUCGACGGUUCUUUUUGGUGUGUGCCCAACCGGACCAAGUUUGCUGAGACUGUUUUGUAGAGGGCUCGCCACAGCGCUGGAGCCAAAGUCUUUCUCAGUCACCAUGCAGGGGAAUUCUAUAAGAAAACACCCGCGAGCGCAACCGCGCGCGCGCGGCCUGGCGACGCGCGUGCACCUCAAACGCAUGUGGAAGCUGACGAGGAGCAGUGCAGCCAAAGA
Durusdinium trenchii is the source of this 1918-nucleotide messenger RNA. NCBI's taxonomy places the organism in Eukaryota, Dinophyceae, Suessiales, Symbiodiniaceae. The record is from the annotation of a GenBank genome assembly.